Molecule: messenger RNA, 1054 nt
Organism: Varanus komodoensis (Komodo dragon)
Lineage: Eukaryota; Metazoa; Chordata; Lepidosauria; Squamata; Varanidae
Gene: AP1M1
Product: adaptor related protein complex 1 subunit mu 1
Exons: 9
Coding region: 1-936 (311 amino acids)
Biological process (GO): vesicle-mediated transport; intracellular protein transport
Cellular component (GO): clathrin adaptor complex; clathrin-coated vesicle
Molecular function (GO): clathrin-cargo adaptor activity
Source: RefSeq, a predicted model, not a curated record
AUGAUAGAACGACAGAGGCCCCCGGCUCCUCACCGGUUGGACUUCUGCCUGUGCCCCCAAAGGUACAUCACGCAGGAAGGCCACAAGCUGGACACGGGGGCCCCGCGCCCGCCCGCCACCGUGACCAACGCCGUCUCCUGGCGCUCCGAAGGGAUCAAGUACCGGAAGAACGAGGUCUUCCUGGAUGUCAUCGAAUCCGUGAAUCUCCUGGUCAGCGCCAACGGGAACGUCCUGCGCAGCGAGAUCGUGGGCUCCAUCAAGAUGCGGGUCUUCCUCUCGGGGAUGCCGGAGCUCCGCUUGGGCCUGAACGACAAAGUGCUGUUCGACAACACCGGCCGGGGCAAGAGCAAGUCGGUGGAGCUGGAGGACGUCAAGUUCCACCAGUGCGUGCGCCUCUCCCGCUUCGAGAACGACCGCACCAUCUCCUUCAUCCCCCCGGACGGCGAGUUCGAGCUCAUGUCCUACCGCCUCAACACCCACGUCAAGCCCCUGAUCUGGAUCGAGUCGGUGAUCGAGAAGCAUUCGCACAGCCGCAUCGAGUACAUGAUCAAGGCCAAGAGCCAGUUCAAGCGCCGCUCCACGGCCAACAACGUGGAGAUCCACAUCCCGGUGCCCAACGACGCCGACUCGCCCAAGUUCAAGACCACGGUGGGCAGCGUCAAGUGGGUGCCCGAGAACGGCGCCAUCGUGUGGUCAGUCAAGUCCUUCCCGGGCGGGAAGGAGUACCUCAUGCGGGCGCACUUCGGGCUGCCCAGCGUGGAGGCCGAGGACAAGGAGGGCAAGCCCCCCAUCAGCGUGAAGUUCGAGAUCCCCUACUUCACCACCUCUGGCAUCCAGGUGCGCUACCUGAAGAUCAUCGAGAAGAGCGGCUACCAGGCCCUGCCGUGGGUGCGCUACAUCACCCAGAACGGAGACUAUCAGCUGCGGACACAGUGAGGAGCCCGGCUGCCCCCCGCCGAGGAGGACCCAAAUCCGACCCCCGAAUCCGUCGCCCGGCCCCGAAUCCGACCCCCGAAUCCGCCGCCCGGCCCUCGAAUCCCCCCACGUCGUUCCC